AUGAACAGUGACAGUAAUUUCAUUUUGAAUCAGAUUCGUCAGAGACACGAAAAUCAUGUAGAUACCAUAAACGCGGUCGGUGAGAAUUCGCAUGCCGCUCAAAUCAAGAUGCGUGCUCUUCUGGUAGCCCUGCUGGGAGUUUCUAUGUCGGCGUGCGCUUUUGCCUCGCAGCCAGUCGAGUUAGAGUUGGACGACGAUGACGUCACGCAAAAAUUGAGUAACGUCAGUUUCGCUAGAAGAAUUACGAAGCCCACGAUCCGGCUUGUUAUUGGAAAUGGAAAAUCCAGUGCAUUUCUGACGGCAGUGACAUCCUUGCUUUUACUUAUCGCUGUGAUGUCGAAGCAAUCGUGGUGGCGUCGCGGUGCUCGAUGGCUUGCAGCACCGGCUCUAUUGGUAGUCGCUUUAGAAGCUGCUUCAGAUGCGAGCGACGCGUUAUUGGCUGCGGUACUACGGGGUUCCGCUGAACCAGCCAAAAUUGCCCUACAGACUAUUGGUGCAGGCUUACUUGUCACGGUCGAAAUACUGGUUUGGUACUUUAUAGCUAAAUUUUUUGAAUACAGUCCACCGCCCUUAGUCGAAGACAAAGACAGAGAAACUGUAAAGGCAUCGCCAGAAUCACAAUGAAGCUUUUUUUAUU
Bombyx mandarina (wild silkworm) is the source of this 637-nucleotide messenger RNA. RefSeq lists its product as uncharacterized. The record is from RefSeq and is a predicted model, not a curated record. Lineage: Eukaryota; Metazoa; Arthropoda; Insecta; Lepidoptera; Bombycidae.